AUUUACUAUGUCCAUUUUUAGAAUGUAAGCUUCUAUCAUAACUUUGCUUGAUUCAGUAAAUAUAUAUCUAUUGCUAGGAAAUAAGGACAAUAAUCGAUCAUAUACAAUGUUCUUAUAUUUUCCUUAUAGUGUUUAAAAGAAAAACAAAAAAAUUACAUAUUCAUGUACAAGUUGUGACGUUGAUUUCGUUUUUUUUUUCUUAAAAAAAAAAGAAAAGAAAGAAAAAAAAGUACACCAGUUAAAAGGCCUCAAAUUAUAAAUGGAAGAUUAUGAUGAACAAGUAAUUGAAGCACCAGUAGGCUUGCAGUCAACAACGUCUAGACAAAGUUUAUUAUUGAAUAAAAGUAAUCGAAGAUCAACUAUUCUUACUAGACCUCAAAAUCAAACGGAACCACCAACUGGAAAUCCAAACAAGUCUAGUCAAGUUAAUGAUCAACUAAAACAAGAAUACGAAACGGUUCAAUCAAUAAAUAAAGUCUUGGAAACAGUAUUAGAAAACUUUGAAGAGACUCAAGAUAAGUUACAGCGAUUUUCAAAAACUGUAGAUCAAACGGAUAAUUUAUUGAAUCUUUGGUUAUCUAUUUUAAAGCGUACGGAGGAUACAAAAUCAGUAAUAGAGGAUACUGCCUGGCUUAAUACAGAGAAAAGAAUUACAUCAAAUUUUGAAUCAGGUAAAAUAAUAAUGAUAAAGAUAGUAUAGUGUCUCAAGUAUUAAGUUCUUUCCUUUGUAGAUAAUAACACUAAGAAAAGGCGUAUGAAAGAGUGAUAAUGAUAGGCUCUAAACACUUAUAUACCACAUAUUUCUGUUCAUGUAAAUAAAGUUAUCAUUUAAAACGUAA
Messenger RNA from Cokeromyces recurvatus, 839 nucleotides. RefSeq lists its product as uncharacterized. The transcript is spliced from 2 exons. The coding region runs from base 260 to 700 and encodes 146 amino acids. The record is from RefSeq and is a predicted model, not a curated record. Gene Ontology annotation, cellular component: DASH complex; mitotic spindle. Lineage: Eukaryota; Fungi; Mucoromycota; Mucoromycetes; Mucorales; Mucoraceae. Gene Ontology annotation, biological process: mitotic cell cycle.